Messenger RNA from Aphanomyces astaci, 2649 nucleotides. Its product is annotated as ribonucleoside-triphosphate reductase, adenosylcobalamin-dependent, variant 2. The record is from RefSeq and is a predicted model, not a curated record. Gene Ontology annotation, molecular function: ribonucleoside-diphosphate reductase activity, thioredoxin disulfide as acceptor. The transcript is spliced from 9 exons. Bases 152 to 2080 code for a protein of 642 amino acids. NCBI's taxonomy places the organism in Eukaryota, Oomycota, Saprolegniomycetes, Saprolegniales, Verrucalvaceae.
AUUUUUCCACCCAUAUUAUCUUGUGUUUACAAUAUAUUUAUUCUACCUGUUUACACAUGCAUAUUUAUCGGGCGAUUUGUCCGUUACUAAUUGGAUGUGUCCGGAUAAUGAUCCUUGAAGUGUCCAUAUCCGGAUUUAUAUUCUACGUCCGAUGAUUGGCCAUUGUAAUUUUUGCAUGUUUCGGGUGUUGAGAAAAGCGAGUCGCCAUGCCGCGAUGGCGACGGCAGCGCUGCAUCGGCCCUACGCCAUUGGCCAUCUUAGCAGAGCCUUCCCUGCAGUAUCAGUACACCAACUCCGCUUGAAUCACACGAUGAUGCCUCCGAUUUUAUCGACGCCAAUCGACUUGGAGUCCGAUUCGGACGACGACGAUGACGAAGAUGUCGAUGGCCUGUCCGAGGACAACUCGCACGGAUUCGCCAAUGACUUCAUCCCGCUCUUCCGCAACGAAGCUACUCCCAAGCGCGAAAAGAAGUUUCGAUUGUCGAAUAAGUAUACUCCAUGUCACGUCCAUGACUACUCGACCGGCAUGCGUAGGUUUGUCGACUCGUUCAAGGACGUACCGCCGCCGUUUGGGUUCAACGGACUCGGGGAACUCGUGUACAUGCGUACGUACUCUCGUGACAAAGCCGACGGUACCAAGGAGCAAUGGUACGAGACCGUGGAGCGCGUCGUCAACGGCACAUACAACAUGCAAAAGCAUUGGCUAGAACACCGAGGACUCGGGUGGAACGGCCGCGAAGCCCACCGCAGCGCGCGGGAGAUGUACCGCCGCAUCUUUGCCAUGAAGUUUUUACCCCCUGGUCGGGGGCUGUGGGCCAUGGGAUCCCCCAUCACCGAAGAGCGCAAGCUGUACGCUGCACUCAACAACUGCGCGUUCGUGUCGACGGAGGACGUGGACCGCCGGUUCAGCCCCGCCGAGCCGUUUUGCUUCCUCAUGGAUGCCGCCAUGCUCGGGGUUGGCGUCGGUUUUGACACCAAGGGCGCGGGCAAGAUCAUGGUCAAGGGGCCCAAGCACGGCGGUACGGUCGAGAUGGUGCACAUUGCCGACAGCCGAGAAGGAUGGGUGGAAAGCCUGCGGAUGUUGCUGGAAGCGUACUUUCUGCACCGCCCCGUCCCCGUGUUUGACUACUCGCAGAUCCGUCCCGCGGGGAUGGCGAUCAAGGGAUUUGGGGGCAUCAGCUCUGGUCCUGACUCGCUCCAAGCCAUGCACCGCACCAUCAUGGCCACAUUGGACCCGCUGGUCGGGCGCCCCAUGACGGUGCGGGGUAUCGUCGACAUCAUGAACCAUAUUGGCGUGUGUGUCGUGAGCGGAAACGUCCGACGCACGGCCGAGAUUGCGUUUGGAGACGCCCAUGACCCGGCGUACGUUGCGCUCAAGGACUACACGCAGCAUCCAGAUCGCGCGGCGUACGGGUGGACGUCCAACAACUCUGUGUUUGCGUCGCUUGGCAUGGAUUACGCGCCGAUUUGCAAGCAGAUUGUUCAGAACGGCGAGCCUGGGUUUGCGUGGCUGCAAAAUAUGCAAGAGUACAGUCGCAUGGACGGAGUCCCAGACCAUCGCGAUGCGCGGGCGGCAGGCGGCAACCCGUGCUUGGAGCAAACCCUCGAGUCAUACGAACUGUGCUGUUUGGUCGAAACGUUUCCAGCCAAUCACGCGUCGUUGGACGAGUACAAAGAAACGCUGCGGUACGCGUACUUGUAUGCAAAGACUGUGACGUUGGGCCAAACCCACUGGCCGAUUACGAAUCGAGUGAUGCUGCGAAAUCGACGCAUCGGGUGCAGCAUGAGUGGCAUUGCGCAGUUUAUUACCCAGCGGGGCCUGCAUGAGCUCAAGGACUGGUGCAUGCAAGGAUACGAUGCCAUUCAAGCAUACGACAAGACGUACUCGGACUUUUUGGCCAUCCCGCGCUCCAUCAAGACGACCAGCAUCAAGCCGAGUGGGACGGUGAGUCUGCUGGCAGGAGCGACCCCGGGCAUGCAUUACCCAGAGAGCCGGUUUUACAUUCGACGCGUACGGCUGGACCGGGGGUCGGAGCUGCUGCCGGCGCUGAGGGCCGCAGGGUACUAUACCCCCCCCUAGCGAUGAUCGAUCGACCCCCCCCCUUUCCCCCGUUGGAACUGGAUGCUCACUUUGGCGAUGUUAGGUACCACUUGGAACCGGCGGCGGAAGCGCCCAAUGAGACACUGGUGGUGUCGAUCCCCGUGGACGUGGGGGAGAACGUGCGGACGCUGUCGCAGCUGUCGGCGUGGGAACAGCUGAGCCUGGCGUCGUUUCUGCAGCGAUAUUGGGCCGACAACCAAGUAAGCUGCACGAUCACGUUCGAUCCGGUGCUGGAAGGGCCGCAGUUGGAGCAUGCGCUGGCGUACUUUCAGUACCAACUCAAGGGCGUGAGUCUCUUGCCCAAGGUGCCGUUGGGGGCGUACGCUCAAAUGCCAUACGAAGAGAUCUCGGAAGCGACAUACAAAUCCAUGGUAUCGGCCUUGUCCCCCGUGUCUUUCCGUGAGAUCAAGACACGGGGAGGGCCCGUGGAAGUACCCGACCGGUUCUGCGACUCGUCGUCGUGUGAAAUCAAAUAAGUAAAUAGAUAAGUCGUGAGUACGCAACCACGUAGUACAUACAAAUUGCCACGUCAUGUAUUGAAAUCGGGA